This is a messenger RNA of Bactrocera latifrons, 3750 nucleotides long. RefSeq names its product GATA-binding factor C (gene grn). NCBI's taxonomy places the organism in Eukaryota, Metazoa, Arthropoda, Insecta, Diptera, Tephritidae. The record is from RefSeq and is a predicted model, not a curated record. Gene Ontology annotation, molecular function: DNA-binding transcription factor activity, RNA polymerase II-specific; RNA polymerase II cis-regulatory region sequence-specific DNA binding; zinc ion binding. Gene Ontology annotation, biological process: cell fate commitment; positive regulation of transcription by RNA polymerase II; negative regulation of transcription by RNA polymerase II.
AAGCAAAUAAAUUGAUUUACAUACAUAAGUGCGAAAUAUAUUAACAAAAAGCCAACAACAAAAACAAAAUGUGUACUUUUUCGUCAGACUGUGCAGUGAAAAGUAUUGAAAUAAAUCAGAAAUAUUAAAAUUGGCGAGAAAUUGCGCGUGGUCGUCUUUAAUUGGUAGCAAAUAAGCCAACACCCACAAGCAAAAAUAAAAACACAUAAAACAAACAAAGAAAUUAUAAAAGCAUAAAAAAACAAUUAAUAGGAAAUUUUUUUUCGCCCUCGUUGUUCACAAAAAACAUUCAAAAUUAUUCUCGAAAUGGAUAUGACUUCAACAGCGGAAGCUGCCGCCCGCAGCUGGUAUGACAAUCCGCGUUUGGGCAGCUCUCCGCAAGCGAAUGGCCUGGGCGGCGCCGGCGCCGGCUUGGGACAUCACGCCCUCACAGCCGCUGGUAGCACAGCGAUGGGCGGUGGCGCUGGCCUAGGCGGCGGCGGCGGCGGUGGUGGCGGUGGCGGUCUCGGCGGCCUGGACACCACCGAUAUGAGCGCCUUCUACGCGCUGGAAAGCAACGGCCAUCACAGACGCUACUAUCCGAGCUAUCAUCAGCACACAUCCCGUAUGCCAUCGUCCCAUACAUCACCGCAAGUGUGUCGGCCGCACUUUCAUCCGCCUCUCGGUUCGUGGCUUACCAGCGAGCAUAAAUCAUUCGCACCCGCCAGCCCAUGGGGCAGUCCGUUUGCAUGCCCCCAAGAUCCGCAAGUGGACCAUAAGGUCGGCCAAAUUGGCCAAAGCCAUCAGACGACGGCGGGCCAGCAUUCAUUUCCAUUCCCACCGACACCGCCAAAGGAUUCCACACCCGAUUCAGUACAAACCGGUCCAUCGGAGUAUCAGGCCGUUGUGAACGCGUUUAUGCACCAAGCGCARUCGACCGGCACUACCUCAAUAGCGGACACGAGUUGUGCGCUGGACAUAAAACCCGCCAUACAGAACGGCCUCGGYAGCCUGACGCACAAUGGCAGCCAGCAGUCGUCGGCGGCGCCAAAGCAACGUGAAGGUACCAACAACAAUAAUAAUAAUAAUAACACAAAUAACAACAACAAUAAUACAGCGAGUAGUUCGCACAACAACAAYAAUGGCAGCAGCAACAAUAACAACAGUAGUGCGAACAAUAAUAAUAACAAUAACAACAACUCCGCGUCCACAACGAAUAACAGCAGUCACAAUGUACACGCACACUCCUCCAGCGCCAAUACCAUCUCCGCCCUGAACGGCUCCAGCCUAUUCGAUGGCACCGCGCAAGCGCACUACGCCAAUAGUUUAGGCAAUAGCAGCAGCAGUAGUGGUCUCGGUGUGGGUCUCGGCGGUAAUGGACUCACAGCRAACUCGUCGCUCGGCAGCGCCGGCAGCAGCGCGAGUGCUAUGGGUGGCUAUGAUGGCACAUAUGCCUCAUAUGCGGCGCAUCAUCAUUUGGCUAACACCUCAGCGGCGGUGGCGCAUCAUCAGGCGGCCGCUGCCGCUGCGGCGGGUAUGUUUCAAAGUUCCUCAAUGGCAGCGGCGGCUGCAGCGCGRCACAGCAUGUCGGGCGGUCAUCAUACGCAUCAUCAUAUGAUGGGUGGUGGCGCGUCUGCGGGUGUGUCAUCCGGGCUGGGGCAGAGUCAUGGUGGUAUUGGUGGUUGUGGUGGUAGUGGUAUGAGUGGCGGCGGCGGCAGCAGCGGCGGUGGUAGCCUUGGUUUAGGCGGCCUAAGCGGUAGCAGUUUGGGUGGCAAUAUGUCGGCUAGUCACGGUCAUGGACAUGGGCAUGGUCAUAGCCAUCAUGGCCACGGCCAUGCGCACAGUCAUAGUCAGGAUGUGAAGCCGGCGCGUACGAAACCGAGAACCAGUGCGGACACUACAGUCGCUACAAAGCGCCGCGAAGCGAGCGGGGACAUCAUGCGCGAAUUGCAAAACCACAACGACAACACUUUGGCGGCGGAACGCCAGCGGCGAACCCGUGUGUAAUGCCUGCGGACUCUACUACAAGUUGCAUAAUGUGAAUCGCCCACUUACGAUGAAAAAGGAAGGCAUUCAAACGCGUAAUCGCAAAUUGUCGUCGAAAUCGAAAAAGAAGAAGGGUUUAGGUGGUCCCUGUCUACCCAUUGGCAGUCACUUGGGCAUGGGAGAUUUCAAACCACUCGAUCCGUCGAAAGGUUUCGGUGGCGGUUUCCCAGCUUCUAUGGCGCAACAUGGCCAUCUUUCCAGUGGUUUACAUCCCGCACAUGCGCAUAUGCACGGCGGCUGGUAUACAGGCGGUAUGGGCGCUUUGGGUGCUUCUGGUGGCUUGCAGAGCGGCUUCUCGACAGCCGGUUCACUGGGCGGCGGUGUGGUACCGCAUUCGCAGCCUUACCAUCUCGGUUUGGGUUCGAUGGGCACCUGGCGUACGGAUUAUACGUGAUGGAGCGGGAACAAUUUGAAUAAUAAUUUAUUCAAUUGAAAGUAAACAAGGCAAAAACGGCAAUGCAAAUCACACACUGCACGCAACCAACGCGCUUAACGGUAAACCGCCCAACAACAACAUGCGAAAAUACAAACAUAAAAAAACCAGUGAACCAAAAAAGUCUUAAAGUAAAAUAUAUUAGCUGUACAAUAGCAACACGCUAUUAAGAGCAACCAAAAGGAACGUAAAAGCCGUAACCGAGCACCCACGCCUACAACUUGAGCCAACAGCAAUAGUAUACCAGUUACAACAAGCCUAUAAUGACUUACAACUGACUACAACCACAACUUGCCAAGAACAACAAACAACACAGGAACAUGAAAAUAUUUGCAAACAGAAAUUUUUACUUGAAAAUUUUGUUUUCACCAAACAAAAAAAAAAUUAAGCAAAUUUUUACGUGCGCUCUCUCUCCCUCGCACGCGCUCUCCUACACAUACGCAGCAACGGUGCUUCGCUUUACUGUAAGGCGUUUUGGUUUGGUUGAUAAUACCGGGUUUAUCCUGUCGCCGCCAACAUUAAUGAGUGCAACUGAAGUGGUUGUUCAAGUGGUGUGCAACAUCAUUAGUGACCAACACCGAACCCUCAAAGCAACCACACAAAGGAUCAACACCAAAUCGGGAAGCCGAAUACCGAGUUUCAUCUAAUGCCGAGAUUUACUCAAUUCAGCGUGAGAUUGUCUACAACAAAAGCAAAAAACCCGAAAAUAUUGCGAAAACUCAAUUUGGACUUCACCACUUUUCAGCCGUGCGGUCAUCGGUCACGCCGCACUUGUUGCCAUGAGUUAAGCCCGGUUAAUUGCGCUUCGUCUGCUUUAUCUCGUACUUUACCUUCUCGAGUGUUUUGCAUUCAACGAACGAUUUCACGAACAGCUAAGCCACAGAUCGGUCUGAGCUACUGUUUAAACCGCAGCGUGGUGGCUUAGCCAAAGGAUUAACUCAAGUGCGGAAUUGUGUUUGGUGUGUGCAACACACAAUUGAGGAGUGGCCGUAUGUGUGUAUGUGCUGUUGUUAUGUGAAGACUUUGAGGCGAGCGGACAAGUGCUUGGCGCCAGUUUAUUUAGCAUAAUGUUAGAGGCGUAUUAUUUGGCGGUGCUUACUUGGAACCCGGACUAAUCAGCUGCACUUUGCAGUGUUCGUAAAUGCAGUUUUGAAAAAAAUAACUAUGAAUGUGUAUAGUAAACAGUACAUGUUGCUGCAAAUUAUACAUGAAAGAAAUCGUGCUCAGAAAAUAUUGUAUUUUAUUUAUGCCGACAAAUAUUUAUAUCACAGUUAUAAGUGUAUGCAGUUUUU